AUGCGUCAAUCAAUACUAUUCACAUUAUUUACUUUAUUAUCAAUUGUGACGGCUCAUAAUGUUUUAUUACCAUCAAAUGGUAAAAGAUGUUUCUUUGAAGAAUUGAAAAAAAAUGAUGAAUUAGCUUUAAGUUUCCAAUAUGGUAAUAGAGAUUCAAGAGCUACUGAUCAAUUAACUGGUGAUUUUUGGAUUACUUCUCCUUCAGGUCGUAUUUUAAAACAAGAAGUUGGUGUAUCUCAUGGUGAUGUUCAAAUUAAAGCUUCUGAUAGUGGUAAAUAUGGUUAUUGUUUCUCUAAUGAAUACUCAUCAAUUGAUACUAAAGAUGUUAGUUUUAAUAUUCAUGGUGUUGUUUACAUAGAUGUUAAUGAUCCAGAAUCAAAUUCUUUAGAUGCUGCAGUUAGAAGAUUAAGUGUUUUAGCAUCUGAAGUUAAAAAUGAACAAGGUUAUAUUGUUGUUCGUGAAAGAACUCAUAGAAAUACUGCAGAAUCAACUAAUGAUAGAGUUAAAUAUUGGUCAAUUUUCCAAUUAAUUGUUGUUGCUGCAAAUGCAGUUUUCCAAAUUUAUUAUUUAAAAAGAUUUUUUGAAGUUAAAAGUGUUGUUUAA
Hansenula ciferrii is the source of this 603-nucleotide messenger RNA. It is a transcript of the gene EMP24, whose product is annotated as Emp24p. Lineage: Eukaryota; Fungi; Ascomycota; Saccharomycetes; Phaffomycetales; Wickerhamomycetaceae. Gene Ontology annotation, biological process: protein retention in ER lumen; intracellular protein transport; Golgi organization. The coding region runs from base 1 to 603 and encodes 200 amino acids. The transcript has a single exon. Gene Ontology annotation, cellular component: COPII-coated ER to Golgi transport vesicle; endoplasmic reticulum-Golgi intermediate compartment; Golgi apparatus. The record is from RefSeq and is a predicted model, not a curated record.